Eremothecium cymbalariae DBVPG#7215 is the source of this 1128-nucleotide messenger RNA. It is a transcript of the gene ADH3, whose product is annotated as alcohol dehydrogenase ADH3. Gene Ontology annotation, molecular function: oxidoreductase activity; zinc ion binding. The transcript has a single exon. The record is from RefSeq and is a predicted model, not a curated record. Bases 1 to 1128 code for a protein of 375 amino acids. NCBI's taxonomy places the organism in Eukaryota, Fungi, Ascomycota, Saccharomycetes, Saccharomycetales, Saccharomycetaceae.
AUGUUAAAGGUUACAGGUGCUUGUGUUGGAAGGUCGUUUGCUUCUUCGUCUAAGCUAUUCGUGAGGCUGAGUUCUACGUCAUCUGGGAUUCCCUUGACGCAGAAGGCUGUCAUAUUCUAUGAGCACGGUGAUAAAUUACACUACAAGGAUAUACCGGUUCCAAAGCCAAAACCCAAUGAAAUCUUGGUUAAUGUCAAGUAUUCUGGGGUUUGUCAUACCGAUAUACAUGCGUGGAAGGGGGAUUGGCCAUUAGCUACGAAGUUGCCCUUGGUUGGUGGACAUGAAGGCGCUGGUAUUGUAGUGGCCAAAGGCUCGAAUGUUACGAAUUUUGAAAUCGGUGAUUAUGCAGGUGUUAAGUGGUUGAAUAAGUCAUGUAUGUCAUGUGAGUACUGUGAAACUGGGCAUGAGUCUAAUUGUGCGGAAGCAGACUUGUCAGGUUACACACGCGAUGGGUCGUUCCAACAGUAUGCCACUGCGGACGCUGUUCAAGCGGCGAAGAUUCCUCAAGGUACCGAUUUGGCGCAAGUCGCACCGAUACUGUGUGCUGGUGUUACAGUUUAUAAGGCUUUGAAAACCGCUAAUUUGGAUCCAGGUCAAUGGGUUGCGAUUUCUGGCGCUGGUGGUGGUCUAGGUUCACUCGCAGUUCAGUAUGCAAAAGCUAUGGGAUUGAGGGUUGUUGGUAUUGAUGGUGGAGCAGCGAAGGAUGCUUUGUUCAAGAAGUUAGGCGGUGAGGUGUUUAUUGAUUUUACUAAGUCUAAGGAUAUUGUGGCGGACAUUCAGGAAGCUACGAAUGGUGGUCCACACGGGGCUGUUAAUGUCUCUGUGUCUGAAGCGGCGAUUGUGCAAUCGGUUAAAUACAUCAGGCCAACUGGUACUGUCGUUUUGGUUGGUUUGCCCGCCAAUUCAUAUGUAAAUUCAGAAAUCUUCUCGCAUGUUAUCAAGUCGAUUAGUAUUAAGGGUUCUUACGUAGGCAACAGAGCUGACAUGAGAGAAGCUAUCGACUUCUUCACCAGAGGGUUGGUUAAAGCCCCAAUUAAGAUUAUCGGUCUUUCGGAACUUCCAACGGCUUACCAUGAGUUGGAAGCUGGUAAUAUGGUAGGUAGGUUUGUUGUUGACACAUCCAAAUGA